CUCACGUAUACAGUAAGCAGAGGCACAUUUUGUGACGAGUACCACCUUGAGGCUUUCUUAAAGAGGAAAUACUGCAGUGCACCACUUACUGUCUACCAAAUCUGUGAUGUAUGACACACGGCUGAGCAGAGCGUGUGCACAUCAUAGGCUUGUUAUCUACAGUCUCGACUGUAUCUGUCUCUGUUACAAUGCACCACUCAGGGUAAUUACCCUUUGAGAGAGAGAAACGGAAGGAUGAGAGUGAUAGAGAGGGCGAGAGACACACAGACACACAGAGAGAGAGAGAGAGGAGUAAGGGGGGCUCUAUGAGAGGAGAGGCAGAGUUAUUGGAUGAGAGAGCAUAAGGAAGUUAAAGGGAAUAAAAGAGGGCACCGCUGAGAUCCAAGCUGACUGCUCUCUCAGAGCUGAGACGAUAUUCUCUGGGAGUGGCAGCAGCAUCUCGCAGAGGACCUGAAAGAAGACAGUCUGCUCCUCCCCGGGCUGCUCGCUUGCAACUGAGUCCCUGUGUGAUGGCAGUAUGCCAGUCAUGAACAGGUCCGGUUUAUUGAGUAAGGCGGGUUUAAGGAGGCUCCUGCAGUCAGAUGAAGUCUGGACUUUAGCAAGGAAGAGGAACCAAGUGGAACUGGUCCAAGCCGAGCAGGAGAUCCUGCAAUUCGCAGAAUCGAACAAUCCUCCGACCAGUCCGUCUCACAGGUACGCCCGGCAGAGCACCCAGACUCCCCUACGCCUCAUAAACCCAGAAAGAAAAGGUGCCGGCCCCCCGUGUCAGCGUGACCCUGUGAAGACGUCAAAAGGGGGACCUGACGUUAACGACCAAGAUACUCAGAAGAAGGUCCCAGGGUUUUAUGAGGACACCCGCACACCCAAGAGUAUUGAAUCUUGCAGAGGAGAAAGAUUCCAGUACCCAGCUGAAGAGAAUCCGAAACCUGUUUUGAAUAAACAGCAGUUCACACACGACCAUAAACCUAAUCAAGAUUCAGACAUCAGGGUUCACACAGGGUCCAAUGUGUCAUCUGACACACCCCAAGACCUCCAGUCGCACUCCGAAGAAAGCCAUCUCAAACCCAAGGACAGGGAGAACAUAAAGACAAGAACUUUGGUCCACAGCACUAAAACUACAGCUCUUAAUGUAAAAAACAAUCAGAGAUCCAAAAAUUUUCUUUUAUUAAAUAACAACCAUGACAUAUGCAAUGAGGAUUCGAAGGUGCAGUGGAAAUCAUCCGCUUCAUACCAUAAAUCUGACAGAGACUGUAAAUUCCCUGAAACGAGUACGGUUGCAGACGCUCCACUUAUUGGGAGCUUGAUUCUGAAUACAUUAAGUGCCGAUACGAGAAAUGCAGAGGACAGUCCAUACAAGACAGAAGAAAAGGUAUUUUCACAUCACAGCGAACCGCUCACUUGCUCUAAUCCGAAGAAAGACAACAUCAAAGAGAAAAACCCUGACGCAAGUACGUUUUCGGUGGUCUAUGCUGAAAAGUACAUGGUGGUUCCAGAAACUUCUCAGUUUGAGCUUGAUUUUAACAAUAAAGAUGGCGAUGGAUGCAAUUCAGGGCGAACGACUGCCGAGUCUCUCCUCUCAGAGAUCCUCUCUCCUGUAGAUGAGGUUUUGUCAUAUGGAAGCGCAGAACUUCCCUCCGUUAAAGGAGGAGCUGAAUCAGGGCUUUACAGCUACAGCGGUCCACCUCACCCUGCCUUCGAGAUCAUUACAUGGACCAGCGAGGAUGAACUUCCGGCUCCACCUGAAUCUCCAGAAGAUCUCUCUAUUAAUAGCGAGAAUGUUCCUCCUCUUCCUGUAGACUUAAGAAGGACAGAAACUCAUAGACUCGGCAGGGAUAAGGAAAUAGAUGGCGAUGAAGCUAAUGGAGAUCUCAGUACAAGCCUUCCUCCGAGCGUAUGUGAGGACGAUUGCUCGGAGUACACCAGUUCGCUUCCCGAAGAUGUGAAACAUGAAAUCUCAGAUCCUUUGUCCUCCUUUCAGAUUGGAGACAGAGUUCUUGUGUGUAACUCUAGACCCGGCGUGCUGAAAUACAAAGGCCUCACUGCAUUUGCAGAUGGAUUUUGGGCAGGUGUGGCACUGGACACCCCUAAUGGAAACCAUAAUGGCACCUUCAGGGGUGUGAAGUAUUUCAGCUGCGAUAAAUGCCACGGCGUCCUGGUCAGAGCAGAGGACGUCUCUCACAUUCACAGAGAACAUGGUAGUGAUAUAGAGACCAGGGUGGAUGAAGAUCCCUUCUCGGAUGAGGAGCCACCUAGACACGCGGCAAAGACGGCCACGUCAUCAUCAGCAGGUGCAAAAGGAGGAGAUAUAAAUAUGAAAGAUGAUCCGAAGAGCACACAGCAAAAAGAACCCAAGGAAGACAUUUCAAAUGGAGCUAAAAAUCUUUUAUAUACCUCAAAAAUGGCUUUACCAAAAAUUGACACUGAGCUUAUCCAUCAUAAUAAGGAAAACAGGCAUCUUGUGGAUGAUUCCGAUCAUUCAGUUACUCGAUUGACAGAUGAGUCGAGGGAAGAUAUAAUCCGAUGUACUGAAGAUAUCAGAAGGGGACGGAGAAGAACAAAAUCAAUGCAUGAUAAUACACAUAUAAAUACUCAGGAUGCAAGAAAAAAUGAAGAUAGUUAUUUAACACCACGUCUUUUGGAGCAGUGGCAUCAGGCCCCACCCGACAUGCCACUGAAGAUAAAGGUGCAACCUCAUGACGAUCCUGUUGUGUACAGAUUAGUGGAUGCUGCAGUGGACAUUCUAUGUGGUCAAGCAAAUGAUGAUGCACUCGACGGUUGUGAAACACCAAACUAUCUGUUAGAUGACAAAAGUUGCAAAGCUUAUAGGCAGGUCAUCUUUCAGUUAACAUCUGAUGUACUUCAUGACAUUUUGGGUGAUCUUUUAGGGACAAAACAGUCUUAUCACAACAUAUGCAAUGAAUCUGUGAUCUCUGCACUGCCCUCAUGUAACAUUUCAAUCACGUUGUUGAAGGCAGCAGUGAAGAAAGAGAUACAGAAAGCACUAAACUUAGAGCGAAAUGAACAACACAUGACAGAGAUGCUCCAAAAACUGUGCAAAUAUUGGUAUGCCAAGAGAGACAGAGUGGACUAUAUACUGAUUCAGGAAUUACACAAUGAUGAGAGAACUUGGCUAGACUACACAUCUGACCAAUAUACUGUGAAAAUGUGUCUGACUGAAGAGAUUUUCAGCAUUCUUUUGGAUGACACAAUAGUAACCUUAAAUCAUAUGCAUUUUUAAACAUAAAAGACAAAAUCAGACAACAUUUUAAUUAAUUGUUUUUUCCCCUUUUUUUAAUGUCAUCAAAUUCUUUAUAGCAGUUGCAAUAAAUAGGUUAUGCACUUUUUUGAUGUAUUUUUGUUUUAAAAUAAGCUCAAAGAAAUGUUUAAUAAAAUAUUGUAUAAAAUAAAAUGACCAAUGUACGAAAAAUACAGGUAGCUACUUCUAAUCAAAUAUUUGUAACCCCCACCACUUACAUGUGAUUUUGGCUAGAUGUCUUUAUCUUCUCUACUAGGCUAUAUCCAACAAAUUAAAAAUCAUACAACAGCAUCAUAGUCUGUUAAAUUGAUAUUCAAUUUAUUGUAGUACAAAACUAUUUUAAUUGUAAACUAUUAAUAUGAACAUUUCUUAAAGGUAACAUUAUACACUUUCUGUCCUUUCUCUGUAUUUGU
Paramisgurnus dabryanus is the source of this 3669-nucleotide messenger RNA. RefSeq lists its product as uncharacterized. NCBI's taxonomy places the organism in Eukaryota, Metazoa, Chordata, Actinopteri, Cypriniformes, Cobitidae. Gene Ontology annotation, molecular function: microtubule binding. Gene Ontology annotation, cellular component: centrosome. Gene Ontology annotation, biological process: microtubule anchoring. The record is from RefSeq and is a predicted model, not a curated record.